This is a messenger RNA of Loxodonta africana (African savanna elephant), 18908 nucleotides long. It is a transcript of the gene COMMD1, whose product is annotated as copper metabolism domain containing 1. Gene Ontology annotation, biological process: negative regulation of sodium ion transmembrane transport; regulation of proteasomal ubiquitin-dependent protein catabolic process; negative regulation of protein localization to cell surface. The record is from RefSeq and is a predicted model, not a curated record. Gene Ontology annotation, cellular component: endosome. The coding region runs from base 20 to 505 and encodes 161 amino acids. The transcript has 3 exons. NCBI's taxonomy places the organism in Eukaryota, Metazoa, Chordata, Mammalia, Proboscidea, Elephantidae.
GGGGCGGGGCCCGGAGAUCAUGGCGGGCGAGCCGGAGGGUUCUCGGGCUUUGGGCGGGCUGCUGAGCGGCUUGGCUCGGGACGCCUUUCACGGGCAGCCGGGCAUCACGGAGGAGCUGCUGCGGAGCCAGCUGUACCCGGAGGUGCCGCCCGAGGAGUUCCGCCCGUUCCUGGCGAAGAUGAGGGGCGUUCUUAAGUCUAUUGCAUCUGCAGACAUGGAUUUCAACCAGCUGGAGGCAUUCUUGACGGCUCAAAUGAAAAAGCAAGGUGGGAUCACAUCUGACCAGGCCGCUGUCAUUUCCAAAUUCUGGAAGAGUCACAAGACAAAAAUCCGAGAGAGCCUCAUGAACCAGAGCCGAUGGGACAGUGGACUUCGAGGCCUGAGCUGGAGAGUCGAUGGCAAGUCACAGUCAAGGCACUCUACUCAAAUACACACCCCAGUUGCCAUAGUAGAGCUGGAAUUAGGGAAAAGCGGACAGUUGUUGCCUCUGAUGGAAGCCAGCUGACGUGUGAGCUGACCUACAGAGACGCCGAGUGCCAAAUCGUUGAGGCAGGCCUCCAGCAAGGACCUGAGUCCUUCAGAGCAACAGUCCCCAAGAACUGAUUUCUGCCAACAACCACGAGCUUGGAUGUGGCCGCAGCCUUGGGAAGAACCCUGAACCAGAAGACCCAGCUAAAUUUUGCCUAGAUUUCUGACCCACAGAAACUGCCUUGUUUUAAUUGUCUGGGUUUUGGGCUAAUUUGUUUCACAGCAAUAGAUGAAAAAUAAGAGUAUUUUCCAUUAAAAAAAAAAGUACCUUGUACAGUAGGAACUCAAAUAUUUGAUUGUUUCAGUUGCCCUGCCCUCCAGCUAAUACUAGUUGUUAAAUCUGAAUCCUUGGUUUUAUUUUAUUUAUUUAAACAAGUAAAAAGCACUUUUUUUUUUUUACUUUUCAUUUUUAAAUAAUUUGAGGCUUAUAAGGAAGUUAUAAAAAAGUACAGAGAAUUUCCAUAUACCGUUCGCCAAGUGUUAACGUUUUAUGUAACCGCAGCACAAUUAUCUGGAAUGGGAAAUUAAUAUUGAUGCAAUGUAUUAUCUAAUCUGAAUAACAGGAGCCCUGGUAGAGCAGUGGUUAAGUACUCGGCUGCUAACUGAAAGGUUGGCGGUUCGAACUCAACCAAUGGCUACAUGGAAGAGAGACCUGACAAUAAAGAUUACAGCCAAGAAAAUGCUAGGGACAGUUCCGCUUUGUCACAUGGGGUCACUAUGAGGCAGAAUUGAUUUCACAGCACCCUACAACAAUAAUAAAUAUACCUAAUUUGAAUAGACUUUAUUCAGAUUUUGUCAUUGCCCCACCGGUGUCCUUUUUUCUGGUCCUGGUUGCAUCUGGGAUUAUAUGUUGCAUUUAGUAGUGUGUCUUCUUAGUCUUUUAACCUGGAGCACCUCAUCCUUCUUUGCCGUUCCCGGUUUCAGGCAGCGGAUGUAAUUAGGUAGCUCAGUAUGGCUGGGGAGGAGACCCAUAAAAGGGUGUGACUAACUUAACUACCUUGUCCUCUGCUCUUUGUGGUGAAACUGAAGUUAAAAUGUGUCAAGAGAGACUAUAAAUUCAGAAAUUCAGCCUGUUGGGGUAGAAACCUUGGGCUGGAGACAGGGUUUUCAAUUUUGGCCUUUUUUGUUGUUGUUGUUGUUUUUGUUUCCGUUAACAGACACACUCAAAUUAUGUCAGGGAGUUGGGAUUUGUUAUAGGGGAACUGAGCUGGGUGUGGCGGCUGAAAUUGCUCCUGGUGAGUCCCGAGAUCACUGCGGGUCUGAGCCUCUCUUUGACUCUCCCUUUGUCUGCUUUCUGCACGGUCACUUCCAGCUCCUGGCACACUUCUGUUCUCUCCCUUUGACUGGCUGCUCUUUCUUGCUCCAUCAUAGCAGCCUGUGUGCAAACGUUUAUUCUCAUGAGUUCUCCAGCCCCUCUCCACAUGACUUUAGUUUCACCUCUCGCUGGUAAUUAAACUGUUUUUCAGUACUUCCUAAGUGUUUCCAAAUGUCCAGGACUGAACUCAUCACUUUGUAAUCAGGCCGUCCAUCUCUGCCUUGCCCGGGAAGUUGUUACAGGAUAAAAUCAAUGGCAGCUCCAAAAACGGCCAGCCGCCAUGUCCGUGCUUCAUGGAUCACUGGUAAAGUUUUUUUCCAUGUACAUAAUAUAUAAUACUUGGCUCUCUGAAAACCAGUUAGGCACUCUGAUCCUGUGUUUUGAAUGCUAGACUGUUUGUUCUUCAGUUCUGUCACACGCUAGACCAGAAAACCAGAUGACACUGGAGGCCGCUUGCACAUGAGGCCAAAAUCACCUGCUUUAUUUCAUCAUCAUCUUUGUCCUCAAAAAAACAUUGUAAUCUCACAUGCUUCAUUCUUUCAGUUUCUCCGGGGAAGCAUGCAGUAAGCUUAGAACGUAGCUUCAAUAAAUGAAAAUUUGUGUUGAACAUCUUGCAGGCCUUAACUGCCGCAGCAUGGACUUACCCAGCACAGGGCUUUGGGCAGAGUGGAAUGGGUGUUCACCACGUGUUUGAAAUGAAUUGUGUUGUGUGUUUCUUACGCUGAUAAAUUAGAAAAAAAGGUGACAUCUUAUAUUUAACGCUUUCUGUAAAAUUUUUCCCAAUAUAUCCCACCCACUCUUGUUUGUUUUUUUAUAAUUUUCAUUGUGCUUUAAGUGAAAGUUUACAAGUCAAGUCAGUUUUUCACACAAAAACCCAUAUAUACCUUGCUACACACUCCCAGUUACUCUUCCCCUAAUGAGACAGCCCACUCUCUCCCUCCACGCUCUCUUUUCAUGUCCAUUUUGCCAGCUUCUCCACCCACUCUUAAUACAUACUACUUCUGUUAAAAUUACGAAACUCAACUAAAAAAUUGCUCAGUCUGUUGAAAUAAGUUAUUGAGAACGAGCCGAUGACGAUCCUUAGUUCUCUGUGAUGUUUAGAGAGAGCCAGAGUAUGUAGUAACCUGUGGCUGUCAAGAUAGGGUGGUUCCUUAGCAUAAAAGUGUAGGAACUUUUCUUCUUGAGUAAACAAAGGUAAAUGAAUAUGGAAGCUUUUCAGAUUAGUCAACAAAGGUAAAUUAAACCUGUUUGCUAUGACUGCUUGGUAAAAUGGGUAUCCUUUCACAGUGUACAAAUGAUUUCAUCUGAAGUUACAUGGUAUUUAAUACUUUAAAUCAUGGUUUGAUAUACAUUUUUUUAUCAGGUCCACAUAAUAAUAUUGUGAAGUGCAUAAAAAAAAAAAUUUUUUUUUUUUUUUUUUUUGUGUUAUAAAUUGAAUUGUGUCACCCAAGAAUAUGCAUUGUAAAUCCUAACCCCUAUACUUUUGGUUAGGAGCUCUGGUGGCACAGUGGUCAAGCUCUUGGUUGCGAACCGAAAGCGGGCAGUUUGAACCCCCCAGCUAGUCCUUGGGAGGAAGAUGUGGUAGUCUGCUUCCCUAAAGAUUGCAGUCUUGGAAACCCUGUGGUUUCCAACCCUACUCUGUGGUGUAGGGUCGCCAUGAGUCGGAAUCUGCUCGGGGGUAACAGGCGUACCUGUGGUCAUAAUCCCAUUGGGGAAUGGGCCUUCUUUGUGUUGUUAAUGAGGCACUAUUAGUACAGGGCGUGUCUUAAAUCUCUUUUGAGAUAUUAAAGAGCAGAUUAAGCAGGUAGACAAUGGAGAAAGAUCCAGGGGACUUGAAGAUCGCUGAGGAAGAGAAGCUGAAAGGAGAAAAGGACCUUCUCCUAAGCCGACAGAGGGAAAGCUUUCCUUAGAGACUGCGCCCUGAAUUCAGACUUCUAGCCUCCUAGCUGUGAGAAGAUAAAUUUCUUUUUGUGAAAGGCAUCCACUUGUGGUAUUUCUCUUAUGCCUAAAAAAAAAAAAAGACCCGUUGCCGUCGAGUCGAUUCCAACUCAUAGUGAUCCUAUAGGACAGAGUAGAACAGCCCCAUAGGGUUUCCAAGGAGUGCCUGGUGGAUUCGAACUGCCUACCUUUUGAUUAGCAGCCAAGCUCUUAACCACUGCACCACCAGGGUUUCCUGUAUUAUACCAACACUAGAAAACUAAGAUGGUGGGGCAGCUGUUACAAUAUCUUUUAAAAAUAUAUAUAUAUGUAUUAUAUAUAGAGAGAGAGAAUUGUUUUAGGUGAAAGUUUACAGAGCGAAUUAGUUUCCCAUUCAACAAAUUGUACACCCAUUUUUCCAGGACUUUGCAAUCCCCACACUGUGUCAGCACUCUCCCUAUUUCUGCCCUAGUUUCCCCGUUGCCACUUGCCCCAUUUCCUUUCCUCUGGAUUUCUUUCCUCUUCCUGCCUUCUCAUCUUUACAGUUGGACAAGGGUUACCCUCUUGGUUUCUUAUAAUUGUUCUACGGAGCACAUUCUUUUCGGGUGUUAUUGUUCAUUUUGUAGGCCUGUUUAUUGCUUGGAAACCCUGGUGGCGUAGUGGUUAAGAGUUACGGCUGCUAACUGAAAGGUUAGUGUUUCGAAUCCAGCAGGCGCUCCUUGGAAACCCUAUGGGGCAGUUCUGCUCUGUCCUGUAGGGUCACUCUGAGUCAGAAUCGACCCGACGGCAAUGGGUUUAGUUUUUAUUUUAUUUUUUUGUCUAUUGCUUGGCUGGAACACGGUUUCCAGGAAUGGCUGCAGUUCCAAGUUAGAGGAGUGUCUUAGGGCCAUAGUCUUGGGGGUUCCUCCAGUCUCUGUAAGGCCAGUAAGUCUGGUCUUUUUUUUAUGAAUUUGAUUUUUUGUUCUACAUUUUUCUCCCACUCUGUCUAGGACCCUCUAUUGUGAUCCCAGUCAGAGAGAUUAGCAGUGGUAGCUGGGCACCAUCUAGUUCUUCUGGUCUUGGGGUUGUGUAGGCUGUGGUGCAUGUGGUCCAUUAGUUCUUUGGACUAAUUGCUCCCUUGAGUAUUUGGUUUUCUUCAGUCUCCUUUACUCCAGUGGGAAGACACCACUGGUUGUAUCUUAGAUCGCUGUUUGCAAGCUUUUAAGACCCCAAACACUACUCACUAAAGGAGUCUCUGUGUCAUGCCAGCUGAUGUAGAUGUCCCCUGAGCCUAUGGCCCAUAGCCUUAACGCCUAGGAUCUUUGUCCUGGGAGGUGUUUGGUUGUGCAUAAGAAGUUUCCAUGACUGUGCCCCUCCUGUGUUCUAUUGUCUAUAUUAGUAUACAUGCAACAUCUAUAAAUAUGUAAAUAGAGAUGUCCACGACCUAACUAUAUCUGCAGGUGGGGGCACUCCCUUAACGGCCUCCCAGGCUUCUUUAGCAUACUUACCUGUUUAUGUGGAGCCCUGGUGACGCAGUGGUUAAGAGCUAUGGCUGCUAGUCAAAAGGCUGGCAGUUCAAAUCCACCGACCACUCCUUGGAAACCCUGUGGAGCAGUUCUGUUCUGUCCUAUAGGGUCACUAUGAGUCAGAAUCGUCUCAGUGGCAACGGGUUUGGUUUUGGUUUUUUGGUCUACCUGUGUAUCCCUUCAUAAAUUAUAGUUUGUUAAUACUGUUGCUACAGGAUUGUCUAUGUCUGUGUUAUAGUAAUUGCUAUAGUUGCCCUUUGUACUUGUGUUCCUUUCAGUGUCUUCCUUUGCCUUUGUCAUAUUGUGUUGAUUUCCCCCAUAUAGUGUAAUGGCCUUUCAGUAUUAUCAUAUGUCUUCUAUCUACAGUCGGCCCUCCAUAUCCACAGGUUCGCAUACGUGGAUUCAGCCAACCACGGAUUGAAAACUUUUGGAAAAAAAGAAGUUCCAAGGAGCAAUAUUUGAAUUUGCCACGUGUUGAGCACUAGGCUGAAUCCACGUGAAUGAAAUGAUGUGUAGGCAUACCCUGCUAUAGCCCACUGCCAUUUCACAGAUCCUUAGUCUCUCUCCAGCACUUACUAUUUGAGCUUUCAGCUCGCGUCUUGUUUGCUAACUAAUUGUGUUGUAUGCACCCUUUAUUUCUUGAAGAAAUGGCUCCUAAAAAGCAAUCCUUCAAAGGCUAAGAGGAAGCAUAAAGUGGUAUAUCUUGACGACAAAAUAAAAAUCUCAGAUCUUUUGAAAAGGUCAGUAAGAACAAAUUGAGCAUUUGCACAAUAAAGCAGAAAGAAGCUGAAAUUCGUGGAUGUAUUAGUGCUGCCCCUACAAUGGCAAAAAAUGAUCUCUCUGUGUCUUAGUUAUCUAGUGUUGCUAUAACAGAAAUACCACAAGUGGAUGGUGUCUUAGUCACUUAGUGCUGCUCUAACAGAAAUACCACAAGUGGAUGGUGUCUUAGUCACUUAGUGCUGCUGUAGAGAAAUACCGCAGUGGAUGGUGUCUUGGUCAACUAGUGCUGCUGUAACAGAAAUACCACAAGCAGAUGGUGUCUUAGUCACCUAGUGCUGCUAGAACAGAAAUACCACAGUGGAUGGUGUCUUACUCACCUAGUGCUGCUAUAACAGAAAUACCACAGGUGGGUGGUGUCUUAGUCACCUAGUGCUGCUGUAACAUAAAUGCCACAAGUGGAUGGUGUCUUAGUCACCUAGUGCUGCUGUAACAGAAAUACCACAGUGGAUGGUGUCUUAGUCACCUAGUGCUGCUGUAACAUAAAUGCCACAAGUGGAUGGUGUCUUAGUCACCUAGUGCUGCUGUAACAGAAAUACCACAAGCAGAUGGUGUCUUGGUCAACUAGUGCUGCUGUAACAGAAAUACCACAAGUGGAUGGUGUCUUAGUCACCUAGUGCUGCUGUAACAGAAAUACCACAAGUGGAUGGUGCCUUAGUCACCUAGUGCUGCUGUAACAGAAAUACCACAAGCAGAUGGUGUCUUAGUCACCUAGUGCUGCUGUAACAGAAAUACCACAGUGGAUGGUGUCUUAGUCACCUAGUGCUGCUGUAACAGAAAUACCACAAGCAGAUGGUGUCUUGGUCAACUAGUGCUGCUGUAACAGAAAUACCACAAGUGGAUGGUGUCUUAGUCACCUAGUGCUGCUGUAACAUAAAUGCCACAAGUGGAUGGUGUCUUAGUCACCUAGUGCUGCUGUAACAGAAAUACCACAAGCAGAUGGUGUCUUGGUCAACUAGUGCUGCUGUAACAGAAAUACCACAAGUGGAUGGUGUCUUAGUCACCUAGUGCUGCUGUAACAGAAAUACCACAAGUGGAUGGUGUCUUAGUCACCUAGUGCUGCUGUAACAGAAAUACCACAAGCAGAUGGUGUCUUAGUCACCUAGUGCUGCUGUAACAGAAAUACCACAGUGGAUGGUGUCUUAGUCACCUAGGGCUGCUGUAACAGAAAUACCACAAGUGGAUGGUGUCUUAGUCACCCAGUGCUGCUGUAGAGAAAUACCGCAGUGGAUGGUGUCUUGGUCAACUAGUGCUGCUGUAACAGAAAUACCACAAGCAGAUGGUGUCUUAGUCACCUAGUGCUGCUAUAACAGAAAUACCACAGUGGAUGGUGUCUUAGUCACCUAGUGCUGCUGUAACAGAAAUACCACAGUGGAUGGUGUCUCAGUCACCUAGUGCUGCUAUAACAGAAAUACCACAGUGGAUGGUGUCUCAGUCACCUAGUGCUGCUAUAACAGAAAUACCACAGUGGAUGGUGUCUCAGUCACCUAGUGCUGCCGUAACAGAAAUACCACAAGUGGAUGGUGUCUUACUCACCUAGUGCUGCUGUAGCAGAAAUACCACAAGUGGAUGGUGUCUUAGUCACCUAGUGCUGCUAUAACAGAAAUACCACAGGUGGGUGGUGUCUUAGUCACCUAGUGCUGCUGUAACAGAAAUACCACAAGUGGAUGGUGUCUUAGUCACCUAGUGCUGCUGUAACAGAAAUACCACAGUGGAUGCUGUCUUAGUCACCUAGUGCUGCUAUAACAGAAAUACCACAAGGGGAUGGUGUCCUAGUCACCUAGUGCUGCUGUAACAGAAAUACCACAAGUGGAUGGUGUCUUAGUCACCUAGUGCUGCUAUAGCAGAAAUACCACAAUGGAUGGUGUCUUAGUCACCUAGUGCUGGUAUAACAGAAAUACCACAGGUGGAUGGUGUCUUAGUCACCUAGUGCUGCUGUAGCAGAAAUACCACAAGUGGAUGGUGUCUUAGUCACCUAGUGCUGGUAUAACAGAAAUACCACAAGUGGAUAGUGUCUUUGUUACCUAGUGUUGCUAUCAGAAAUACCACAAGUGGAUGGUGUCUUAGUCAUCUAGUGCUGCUAUAACAAAUACCAUAAGAGAAAUUUAUUCUCUCACAGUCCAGGAGGCUAGAAGUCUGAAUUCAGGGUGCCAGCUCCAGGGGAAGGCUUUCUCUCUCUGUCGGUUCUGGCAGAAGGUCCCUGUCAUCAAUCUUCCCCUGUUCUAGGAGCUUGUCAGCAAAGAGACCCAGGUCCAAAGGAUGUGAUCCACUGCCAGCGCUUCUUUCUUGGUGGUAGGAGAUCCGUUUCCUCUCUGCUCCAUUCUCUCUUUUUACAUCUCAAAAGAGAUUGACUCAAGAUACAACCUAAUCCAGUUGAGUCCUGCCUCAUUAACAUAACUGUCUCUAAUCCUGCCUCAUUAACAUCACAGAGGUUUGUAUUUACAACGCAGAGGAUAAUCAUAUCAGAUCACAAAAUGGUGGACAAUCACAAUACUGGGAAUCAUGCCCUAGCCAAAUGGAUACUCAUUUUGGGGGGACAUAAUUCAGUCCGUAGCACUCUGGCUCAUGAUGAAGUGCUUGCAAAGGCUGAGAAAGCAAUAAGUGUUAAGUGUGAACAUUAACAACUAUUUACAUAACAUUUACAUUCUAUUAGGUAUAUAAAGAACUUGAGCAUCCACAUAUUUUGGUAUCCACUGGGCGGGGGCGGAGGGCCUGGACCCAAUUUCCUGCAGUUUCAGAGGGGCGAUUCUAUUUACUGACUUCCCUUCCCUCCCCUCCGUUGUGGACUGAAGUGUGUUUAGUAGUAAGAAGGACUAGAACUGACAUGGUGCCUCUUGAGCUAGUCCAAAGUUCUUCGCAGCACUUACGUGGUUUGAACUUUGACAUCAGCUCUGAUUUUCCUGAAGCUUUUUGUAGAUGUUUGGUGGUUUUUCCUAUCAGUCAGCUCCACCCUACUUUUCUUAGGAAUUUAAGGUUUAUUUUCAAAGAUAAAUUAAGUUCGAGGCUUGAAUUCUAUGUGGCACCUGGGAUUCAUAAACCUGGCCUGCUGGUUGAUUACUGCUCAAGUCCUGGAAAGUCGGUGGUAUUUAAAAAUAUAAUUUUUUGGUACAACCACCUUGGAAAUUGAUUUGGUGCUUCUUAAAAAGCUAGAAAUAGAAUUACCAUAAGAUUCAGCAAUCCUGCUCCUUGGAAUAUAUCCUAGAGAAAUAAGAGCCUUUACACGAAUAGAUAUAUUCACACCCAUGUUCAUUGCGGCACUGUGUACAAUAGCAAAAAGAUGGAAGCAACCAAGGUGCCCAUCAGCUGAUGAAUGGAUAAAUAAAUUAUGGUAUACUCACAUAAUGGAAUACUACUCAUUGAUAAUGAACAACGAUGAAUCCGUGAAACAUUUCAUAACAUGGAGGAACCUGGAAGGCAUUAUGCUAAGUGAAAUUAGUCAGUGGCUAAAAGACAAUUAUUGUAUGAGACCACUAUUAUAAGAAUUCAAGAAAUAGUUUAAACAAAGAAGAAAAUAUUCUUUGAUGGUUACAAGAGUGGGGGAUGGAGGAAGAGGGGUAUUUACUAAUUAGAUAGUAGACAACAACUAUUUUAGGUGAAGCUAAAGACAGCACACAAUACAGGAGAGGCAAGCACAACUGGACUAAACCAAAAGCAAAAAAGUUUUCUGAAUAAACCAAACACUUCGAAGGCCAGCGUAGCAGGGGCGGGGGUUUGGGGACCAUGGUUUCAGGGGACAUCUAGGUAAAUUGACAUAAUGAAGUCUAUUAAGAAAACAUUCUGCAUCCCACUUUGGAGAGUGGUAUCUGGGGUCUUGAACACUAGUAAGUGUCCAUCUCAGAUGCAUCAAUUGGUCUCAACCCAUCUGGAGCAAAGGAGAAUGAAGAACAGCAAAAACACAAGGUAAUUAUGAGCCCAAGAAACAGAAAGGGCAACAUAAACCAGAGACUGCAUCAGUCUGAGACCAGAAGAACUAGAUGGUGCCCAGCUACAACUGAUGACUGCCCUGACAGGGAACACAACAGAGAACCUCUGAGGGAGCAGGAGAGCAGUGGGAUGCAGACCUCAAAUUCUCAUAAAAAGACCAGCCUUAACGGUCUGACUGGGACUAGAAGGACCCUGGAGAUCGUGGUCCCCAGACCCUCUGUUGGCCCGAGACAGGAACCAUUCCCAAAGCCAACCUUUCAGACGGGAUUGGACUAGACUAUGGGAUAAAAAUGACACUGGUGAGGAAUGAGCUUCUUGGCUUGAGUAGGCACAUGAGACUAUGUAGGCAGCUCCUGUCUGGAGGGGGGAGGAGAGGGUAGAGGGGGUCAGAAGCUGGCUGAAUGGACACAAAAAUAUAGGGUGGAGAGGAGUGUGCUUUCUUAGUAGAGGGAGAGCAACUAGGAGUAUAUAGCAAGGUGUAUAUAAAUUUUUGUAUGAGAGACUGACUUGAUUUGUAAGCUUUCACUUAAAGCACAAUAAAAAUUAAAAUAUAAUUUUUAUUUUAUGAUGUUGGAGAGGUGGAGAGACCGGAACACUUAUACACUGCUAAUAUAAAAUGGUACAACCACUUUGGAAAUCGAUUUGGCACUUCCUUAAAAAGCUAGAAAUAGAACUACCAUAUGAUCCAGGAGUGCCACUCUUUGGAAUAUAUCCUAAUAUAUUCAUAAUAAGAGCCAUCACACGAGUAGAUAUACGCACACCCAUGUUCACUGCAGCACUGUUCACAAUAGUAAAAAGAUGGAAACAACCUAGGUGCCCAUCAACAGACGAAUGGAUAAACAAAUUAUAUAUUCACACAAUGGAAUACUACACAACAAUGAAGAACAAGGAUGAUCGUGCAUGAGACAGCUCAUAACAUGGAUGAAUCUGGAAGUCAUUAUACUAAGUGAAAUUAUUCACAAAAGGACAAAUAUUAUGUGAGACCACUAUUAUAAGAACUCAAAAGGUUUACCCACAAAAGAAAACAUUCUUUGAUGGUUAUGAGCGUGGGGAGGGAGGGAGAGGGGAAUUCACUAAUUAGAUUGUUGUUGUUAGGUGCCCUCGAGUCGAUUCCAACUCAUAGCGACCCUAUGCAAAACAGAACGAAACACUGCCCUGUCCUGCUCCAUCCUUAAAAUCAUUGUAAUGCUUGAACUCAUUGUUCCAGCCACUUUGUCAUUCCACCUCCUUGAGGGUCUUCCUCUUUUCCGCUGACCCUGUACUUUGCCAAACAUGAUGUCCUUCUCCAGGGACUGAUCCCUCCUGACAACAUGUCCAAAGUAUGUAAGACACAGUCUCUCCAUCCUUGUUUCUAAGGAGCAUCCUGGUUGUAUUUCUUCUAAGAUAGAUUUGUUCCUUCUUUUGGCAGUCCAUGGUGUAUUCAAUAUUCUUUGGCAAUACCGCGAUUCAAAGGAGUCAAUUCUUCUUCAGUCUUCCUUAUUCAUUGUCCACCUUUCACAUGCAUAUGAUGUGAUUGAAAAUACCAUGGCUUGAGUCAGGCUCACCUUAGUCUUCAAGGUGACAUCUUUGCUCUUCAACACUUUCAAGAGGUCCUUCAGAGCAGAUUUACCCAAUGCAAUGCAUUGUUUGAUUUAUUGACUGCUGCUUCCAUGGCUGUUGAUUGUGGAUCCAAGUAAAAUGAAAUCCUUGACAACUGCAGUCUUUUCUCCGUUUAUCAUGAUGUUGAUCAUUGGUCCAGUUGUGAAGAUUUCUGCUUUCUUUAUGUUGAGGUGCAAUCCAUACUGAAGGCUCUGCUCUUUGAUCUUCAUUAGUAAGUGCUUCAAGUCCUUUUUACUUUCAGCAAGCAGGGUUGUGUCAUCUGCAUAACAUAGAUUGUUAAUGAGUCUUCCUCCAAUCCUGAUGCCCCCGUUCUUCUUCAUAUAGUCCAGCUUCUCGGAUUAUUUGCUCAGCAUACAGAUUGAAUAGGUAUGGUGAAAGAAUACAACCCUGAUGCACACCCUUCCUGACUUUAAACCAGUCAGUAUCCCCUUGUUCUGUCUGAACAACUGCCUCUUGAUCUAUGGAAAGGUUCCUCAUGAGCACAAUUAAGUGUUCUGGAAUUCCCAUUCUUCACAAUGUUAUCCAUAAUUUGUUGUGAUCCACACAGUUGAAUGCCUUUGCAUAGUCAAUAAAACACAGGUAAACAUCCUUCUGGUAUUCUCUGCUUUCAGCCAGAAUCCAUCUGACAUCAGCAAUGAUAUCCCUGGUUCCACAUCCUAUUCUGAAACCAACCUGAAUUUCUGGCAGUUUCCUGUUGAUAUACUGCUCCAGCCAUUUUUGAAUGAUCUUCAGCAAAAUUUUGCUUGCGUGUUUUAUUAAUGAUAUUAUUCUAUAAUUUCCAUAUUUGGUUGGAUCACCUUUCUUGGGAAUAGGCAUAAAUACGGAUCUCUUCCAGUUGGUUGGCCAGGUAGCUGUUUUGGCAUAGAUGAGUGUUUCCAGUGCUGCAUUUGUUUGUUGAAACAUCUCAGUUGGUAUUCUGUCAGUUCGCAGAGCCUUGUUUUUUGCCAAUGCCUUCAGAGCAGCUUGGACUUCUUCCUUCAGUACCAUCUGUUCCUGAUCAUGCAACCUCUUGAAAUGGUUGAACAUCGACUAAUUCUUUUUGAUAUAAUGACUCUGUGUAUUCCUUCCAUCUUCUUUUGAUGCUUCCUGCGUCAUUUAAUAUUUUCCCCGUAGAAUCCUUCACUAUUGCAACUUGAGGCUUGAAUUUUUUCUUCAGUUCUUUCAGCUUGGGAAAUGCCGAGCGGGUUCUUCCCUUUUGGUUUUCCAUCUCCAGCUCUUUGCACGUUAUUAUAGUAUUUCACUUUGUCUUCUCGAGUCACCCUUUGAGAUCUUCUGUUCACUUCUUUUACUUCAUCAAUUCUUCCUUUUGUUUAGCUGCUCGAUGUUCGAGAGCAAGUUGCAGCGUCUCCUCUGACCUCGAUCUUGGUCUUUUCUUUCUUUCCUGUCUUUUCAAUGACCUCUUGCUUUCUUCAUGUAUGAUGUCCUUGAUGUCAUUCCACGAUUAGAUAGUAGACAAGAAUUGUCUUAGGUGAAGGGAAGGAUGACACACAAUACAGAGGAAGUCAGCACAAUUGGACUCAACCAAAAUCUAAGAAGUUUCCUGAAGGCAGCCAAACAUUUCGAGGGGCAGAGGUCUGGGGUCCAUGGUUUCAGGGGACAUCUGGUUCAGUUGGCAUGGCAAAGUUUACUAAGAAGUUGUUCUGAAUCCCACUUUGGUGAGUUGUGUCAGUGGCCUUAAAAACUAGUGAUUGGCCAUCCAAGAUGCAUCAGUUGGCCCCAGUCCACCUGGAGCAAAGGAGGAUGAGGAACACCAAAAUACUAGGAAAAUAUGAGCACAAGAGACAGAGUCACAUAAAUCAGAGACUGUAGCAGCCUGAGACUAGAAGAACUAGAUUGUGCCCAGCUACUACCGAUGACCACCCGGACAGGGAACACAACAGAGAGCCCCUGAUGGAGCAGGAGAGAAGUGGGGUGCAGAACUCAAAUUCUAGUAAAAAGACCAGAUGUAAUAGUCUGACUGAGACUAUAGGAACCCCAGAAGACGUGGCCCCCUAGACUCUCUGUUAAUCCAGAACUAAAACCAUUCCCAAAGCCAACUGUUCAGACCAAGAUUAGGCUGGACUCUAAAACAUAAAAUAAUACUUGUGAAGAGUGCUUCUUAGUGCAAGUAGAUACACAAGACUAAAUGGGCGGCAGGGACUAGGAGAGGGCAGAAGGGGAUAAGAGCUGGUUGAAUGGACACAGGAGAUCCGGGAUGGAAGGGAGGAGUGUGCUGUCAUGUUAUAUGGAUGGCAGCUAGGGUCACAUAAUAAUGUGUGUGUGAAUUUUUGUAUGAGAGAAUAACUUGAGCUGUAAACUUUCACCUAAAGCACAAUUUUAUAUAUAUAUAAAUUUUUAUUUUAUGAGCUGUGUGUGUGCCUCUGCAGAAGAGCACAGAGUAGUAAUAUGUUAACGGUUUACUUAGGUGAGUGUGGACAGGAAGUUUAUGCUGUACUUUGCACUCAAGUACAUUUACUUAUGCCUAUAAAUCAGGAGGAAACCCUGGUGGCAUAGUAGUUAAGUGCUAUGGCUGCUAACCAAAGGGUCGGCAGUUCAAAUACACAGGCGCUCCUUGGAAACUCUUAUGUGGCAGUUAUACUCUGUCCUGUAGGGCCCCUAUGAGUUGGAAUCGACUCGACGGCACUGGGUUUGGUUUGUUUGUUUUUUUUUAUAAAUCAGGAAGGGUCCCUGGUGAUGUGUUGAUUAAGCACUCGGCUGCUGACUCAAAGGUUAAUGGUUAGAACCCACCCAGUGGCUUCAUGGGAGAAAGACCUGAUAAUCUGCUCCUGUAAAGUUUACAGCCUAAAAAACCGUGUGGGGCAGCUCUAUUCUGUCCCAUGGGGUCACUACGAGUCGAAAUUGACUCGACGAUGCCCAGCAACAACAACAACAUAAAGCAGGUGCCUGCCUCCUCUGCGUCUGCUUCAGAGAUGAGUCCACCAGCAGCAUCCUCUGGUCACGAUUUCAUUUCAGGAACCAGUUGGGAACCUCGAAAUAAGCAUUGCCAGUUGUGUAUCCAUUUUAGUGUUUCUGGGGCACUGGGCUGCUUUGGGGAGGGAGGGUUGGCUGUCCCCCACUCCCCAGUUUAACUAGAGGAGUGUGUGUGCAUGAGUCAGUGAGUGCACGUAUGUGCAUGCACAUGCCUUCGUAGAAGAUUUUAUUGGAAGAAAGUGUUUACGUUUAACUUAGGGAGGAAUGGCCUAGCUACUUGUUUCUGUGUCAGAAUUACAAAUGAGAUGGUAGUGUUACCAAAGAAAUGGAAUGUUCCCCCACUUCCCUUCUCCUCAAAUCAUAUCACAGAGUGAUGGGAGUAUUUCAGUGAAUAGUAAGCCCUCUGUGACCGUGAUCUAUGGACUUUUACUCUCUUACCUCCAUCGAUAACGUGCACACAUUUGUAACUGUAAGAGUCUUAGGUGCGGUAGCUGUGUAGAGGCCAUUUUAGUAGUUAUUCGUCUUAUCCAUAUUUGGAUUGGAAUUUAGUUUUAUGGAUUUCACUUGGGGAAUGAGUCACAAGGUAUUUUAAAUUGUGCUUCUUGGAGCCAUGAUGUUCCUUAGAAGUCCCUUAAGGUCCGUCAUGAGGGAGGAAAGAGGGAGCUAAAGAUACAGGGCUCUGGCCCCAAUAUCUGCUUUAGUAGUAGCAACUCCAGUUUUAUUGGGUAAAUUAUUGGGGCUCCAUAAAAUAUUUCAUUUAAGAGAGUUUUCUGGGGCUAAAAUAAGAUUUCAUACCACCAGAGUAGUAGAAAGACUUAGGAGUUAGGAAACCUACUCUCUAUUUCUGGCUAUCCCAUCAACUAGCUCUAUAGUGGUAGACAGAUCACUUAACAUAUCUUUCUCAGUUUUUUAUGUAUUCUGUCUACCUUACAGAGUUAUUUUGAGGUAGUGGUUUUAAAAUCUUUAUGAUGAGUCAAAAAAUAUAGUCAUGAAAAUAUUGUUACUACUGGCAACAAUAACGGAUAACUGAAAAAUCCAAAAUGAUUUUGAGUUUUUUUGGAGAAUUUAUCAUAAUAACAAGUAAUGGUUUUCUUUUUCCAGUUUUCUGUGAUCUGUGGGUAUUAUUUCCUCCUUAUUUUUGUAAAAUUGCCAGCCUUCCUUAAAACUUUAUUUCUAAUGGAAGAUAGUGACUAUAUAUAUAUAUAUACACACACAUAUAUAUACACACACACAAAUGUAUAUAUGCCUGUGAGUGUGUGUAUGUGUGUAUAUAUGUAUUGAUUUUCUUUCAGUUUCUCUGUAAAAGCUAAAUAGAAAAAUGAAGCCUAGCUUGGAGAAAACUUAAUUAACUUUCCCUGCCAUUCUCAUGAGAAAUCAAGUCCAGGAUACUUACGUUCAUUUCUCGCGUUUCAAAGGCCAGAAAUUGUGCCUGAAAAUUAGGUUAGCACAUUUCUGAAUCUGACUGUUAGUUUACUCUGUUUAGUUGAGUUGGCUGCCAUUUCCUCUCUGCCUUCUUUCCUGCAAGCAGAGAAUAUGAAUUUCAUGUUUUCUUCAGAAAAUCUCCCCUAGUCUGUAAAUUCAUUUAAAUCGCACAGCUUGUGAAAUCACAGGAACAAGUAUAAAGAAGAGUUGUUCUUCAGAAAAAGUCUCAGUAACUGUGGUCCAGCCUUAAAGAGAACAAGCCUGUGCUCUUUCCUGUUACCUGAUGGAGUAUCAGAAUGGCCACUGUAUUUGGAGUUGAUUAGCAAACUUGACUCCAAGAGAAGUAGUAAUAGUAUUGUAGGCUUAGGUGGUGCUGGCUGAUUUCCUAGCUCUUGCGCAGAAUAUACCCUUAAAUGUCAGGGGAAAUAGCUGCUUCUUGUAUCAUACCAGCAGGGUUGGACAUCCCAAGUGACAGUUUUGAGCAUAGCUGGCUAGUUUCCUUGAAGUGGUUAUGGAAAUAGAGGAAAUCACAGCCUCAUCUGACGCUCAGAGGAAAAUAAAAACUAAAUAUACCAAAAGGUAGUAUUUCCUAUUUUCUGGAAGUUAACAAAAUUAAAUAUUUAAAAAGAAGUGUUCUUUUUAUCUAAGCCACUUUCUAGUGAACAAAAAAAUUCCCUUAGAACCAGGAGUUUCCAUAGCGAUUAUGAAGCUGGUCCCCAUGUCUCUCUGCUCACUUCUCUCUUUUGUCUCUCAAAAGAGAUUGGCUUAAGACACUGUCUAACCUUGUAGAUCUCAUCAAUAUAACUGCUACUAGUCCAUCUCAUUAGCAUCGUAGUGAUAGGAUUUACAGCACAUAGGGAAACCACAUCAGAUGACAAAAUGGUGGGCAAUCAUACAAUACUGGGAAUCAUGACCUAGCACAGUAACAUGUGGUUUUAUUACCCAGAAGUCUUUCUCAGAAAAAAGUAUAUAGCUAGCAAUUCCAUAAUAAUUACAAUAAUAGCUGCUUGUUGAGUACUUCUGUGUCUCAGUUCUUAAAACAAUAUUUUAAGAUAGAAAUUAUUAUCCUUAUGUCAUAAAUGAUGAAGCAGAUUUAGAGAGUUUAAGCAGUGUACCCAGGUCAUACAACUAAGUAGGAGGACCAGAGGGUUGGACACAAUUCUCCCUGGCUGUAAAACUCAGCUUCUUUCCCUACCCAUGCUCCCUCUCAGUGGAGACUCAUUUAUGAAUGAUUUGUGAAAUCUGUCUCUUACUUGAUCAAACAUACAACUAAGCAAACUGGUAGUCAAGACGCAUUGAUGCUUAUCGGUGAUUGGAACAUGAAAGUUGGAAACAGAGAAGGAACAGUAGUUGGAAAAUACAGCCUCAGUGAUAAAAACAGUGCCAGAGAUCACAUGGUAGAAUUCUGAAAGACCAAUGAUUUGUUCAUUGGAAAUAUUUUUUUUCAACAACACAAAUGACAACUAUAUACGUGGACCUCGCCAGAUGGAUCGCACAAGAAUCAAACUGACUACAUCUGUGAAAAGAGAUGAUGGAGAAGUUUAGUGUUAUCAGUCAAGACAAGCCAGGGGCCAACCGUGGAACAGAUCGUCAGUUGCUCAUUUGCAAUGUCAUGGAUUGAAUUGCGUCCCCCCCAAAUUUCUCUUAACUUGACUAGGUCAUGAUUCCCAGUAUUGUAUGAUUGUCCACCAUUUUGUCAUCUGAUGUGGUUUCCCUAUGUGCUGUAAAUCCUAUCACUACGAUGCUAAUGAGAUGGACUAGUAGCAGUUAUAUUGAUGAGAUCUACAAGGUUAGACAGUGUCUUAAGCCAAUCUCUUUUGAGAGACAAAAGAGAGAAGUGAGCAGAGAGACAUGGGGACCUCAUACCAUCAAGAAAGCAGCACCAGGAGCAGAAUGCCUCCUUUGGACCGAGGGUUCCUGUGUGGAGAAGCUCCUAAUCCAAGGGAAGAUUGAUGACAAGGACCUUACGCCAGAGCCAACACCCUGAAUUUGGAGUUGUAGUCUACUAGACUGUGAGAGAAUAAAUUUCUGUUUGUUAAAGCCCUCCACUUGUGGUAUUUGUUACAGCAGCAGUAGAUAACUAAGACAUGCAACUUCCAGUUGAAACUGAAAAGAUCAAAGCAAGUCCACAAGAGUCAAAGUGCAACCUUGAUUAUAGCCUACCUGAAUUUAGAGACCGUUUCAAGAAUAGUUAUGAUGCAGUAAACACUAAAGACCAAAGACCAGAAGAGUUGUAGGAUGACAUCAAGGAUGUCAUAGAUGAAGUAAAAGACUAGUAAAAACCCAAGAAAGAAAAGACGAAAACAGGUAUCAGAAGAGACUCUGAAAAUUGCUCUUAAGUGCAGAGAAGCUAAAGCAAACAGAAGAAAUGAUGAAGUAAAAGAGCUGUAUGGAAGAUUUCAAAGAGUGACUUGGGAUGACAGGGUAAAGUAUUACAAUGAAAAUGUGCAGAGACAUGGAGUUAGAAAACCAAAAGGGAAGAACACCUUCAAUGUUUUUCAAGCUGAUAGAACUGAAGAGAAAAUUCAAGACUUGAGUUGCAAUACUAAAGGAUUCUAUGGGUAAAAUAUUGAAUGACACAUGAAGCAUCAAAAGAGGAUGGAAGGAAUACACAGAGUCACCGUACCAAAAAAAGUUGGUUGAUGUUCAGCCAUUUCAGGAGGUAGCAUAUGAACAAGAACCACUGGUACUGAAAGAAGAAGCCCGAGCUGCACUGACAGCAUUGGUGAAAAAACAAGCCUCCAGGAACUGACAGAACACCAGUUGAGAUGCUUCCACAAACAGAUGCAAUGCUGAGAACACUUAAUUCGUCUAUGUUAAGAAAUUCAGAAGAUAGCUACCUGACCAAUCAACCCUGAUUCGUGACCAUUCCAAAGAAAGUGGAUCAAAUGGAAUGUGGAAAUUAUUGAACAAUAUCAUUCAUAUCUCAUGCUAGCGAUUUUUCCCUUUUUAUUUUGUUUAUUCUUAUUGUACUUUAGAUGAAGAUUUACAGAGUAAACUAAAAAAAAAAA